AUGCCUUUCCCUCCACGCGAGAAGGGCCGGAUGGCAAAAUCCGGAAGGUCAGAAGAGGAAUUCGUUCUAUUCCUCCAGGGAAUACCGGCGCACUGUCGCUGGCAAGAGCUCAAGGACCUAGUCCGCCAGACAGCCUUACAUAUCCGUCAGGCCGUGGUCUACGAUGACCAGCAUGGAUUCCCAACCGGUCUUGGCCAGAUCAUUGUGAAGAACGAAGACGAAGCAUGGCGAACCUACCGUGCGUCAUGGAACCCGGAUAGUCAGAGACUAGCUGACAGUGUGCUUCUAGAUAGGCUAUCUACCAACGGCUGGGAAGGCCAGAGCCUGGUUGUCACAUUAGCAAAAACCAGCUCACCUACACGACCAAUUGCCGGGCCUACGAAGAGUCCAACCUGCGUGAUCCCACCCAACUAUGUACCAGGCUACUCGACUCCGCCACGAUCAACACAAAACAUGGCAGUGCCUCCGUCUCCCAUUUCCCCCGAACCCAUCCUAUCCGGCAGUCCAAACUGCCCGACAUAUCCAGCUACUGAUUACGGCCCCAUGGUCAAUCCACUAGCAAUGCCUCAACAGCCUUUCAUGCCUUUCCCUACAGAUCCAGUCACACAACAGCCCAUAACAGGCAUCCCACCGUCGCCCGCUCCUCUCCGCCACUCCUUCGGCGACGCCUUUGCUGUUCCCUUUCUCCCCACAUAUCCUUUUACAACCACGCCACCGUUCCCUGACGCCCCAGCACAUGGCGGCUUUAGUCUACCCGGACGUCGGGCCCACAUGUCCGGCAAAGCUUCCUACGGCUACAACCCGGCGUUCGCGCCGCAGAUCUACCACACCGGGGGCCCAGGCCCCCGUUCUUUCCCACGACGAACUAUAUUCGUGCAGAACCUCAGUCCCACCACCACCGACAAGCUCCUCCGCGCCUUCAUCGAAGAAAGCGGCGCCACAGUGGAGCAAUCGGAGGUGUCCACGGACCCUGACACCGGGCGCUGCAAAGGCUUCGCGCGGAUAACCCUGCGCACAGCGGAUGAAGCUAAGCGUGUUGUAGCGCAGUACAACGGCAUUAACUUCAUGGACGCGAAAAUCCGCGUCAAGAUUGACCGGAGUCUUCACCUCGCGUACAGCCUGAGCCGCGAGAGACACACCGGAUCGGUUCCAUUGACUAACGCGAACGGUCCGGUCGCAAAGAACCAAGGACCAUAUGGUCCUGGCAACAGUCCGAGGUCAUCAUCGCUGUCUUCGUCAACUUCGGCGUCGUCCAAAUCGGGCGAGCACUGCGGGCCUCUGGUUGUUAAUGGGUCGAACACUGGAAUUAAAGCAGUGGCUACUUAG
Molecule: messenger RNA, 1326 nt
Organism: Aspergillus vadensis CBS 113365
Lineage: Eukaryota; Fungi; Ascomycota; Eurotiomycetes; Eurotiales; Aspergillaceae
Exons: 3
Coding region: 1-1326 (441 amino acids)
Cellular component (GO): nucleus; cytoplasm; ribonucleoprotein complex
Molecular function (GO): mRNA binding
Source: RefSeq, a predicted model, not a curated record